AAUCAAACCAUUGCCCGCCUUGCUGCCGAUAGAGCAGCUUAUCUCCCCAAUUCAUUUAUCAAUUGGGAUUAGAAUUAGGGUUUCUGAUUUUCGGCCGCCUUUCUUCUUAGUUCAUCCUAUUUUUUACCACUCCCAUGGCGGAUUAUAGCACCCGAAACAUCCGCAACAUCUGCAUCCUAGCCCACGUUGACCAUGGAAAAACAACCCUCGCUGACCACCUCAUUGCCGCCUAUGGUGGCGGCGUCCUCAACCCGAAGCUCGCUGGUAACGUGCGUUUCAUGGACUACCUCGAUGAGGAGCAGCGCCGCGCCAUCACGAUGAAGAGCUCUUCCAUCUCCCUGCAUUUCCGCGACCACUCCAUCAACCUCAUCGAUUCACCCGGCCACAUGGACUUUUGCAGUGAGGUUUCCACCGCAGCCCGCCUUUCCGACGGCGCCCUCAUUCUCGUUGAUGCGGUCGAAGGUGUUCACAUUCAGACCCACGCCGUUCUUCGCCAAUCCUGGGUUGAAAAGCUCACCCCCUGCCUAGUACUCAACAAGAUCGAUCGUCUCAUCACCGAGCUCAAGCUUACCCCUAUGGAGGCUUACACCCGCCUGCUGCGUAUCGUCCACGAGGUAAAUGGCAUCGUUUCCGCCUAUAAGUCGGAGAAGUAUCUUUCAGAUGUCGAUUCCUUACUGGCCGGCGCCUCAGAAAAUGGCGAUGGUGAGUACGAUCACGAGCUUGUCGAGGAUGACGAAGAGGACACUUUUCAGCCCCAGAAGGGAAACGUGGCGUUCGCAUGCGCAUUGGAUGGAUGGGGUUUUUACAUCGAACAGUUUGCAGAGUUCUAUGCUUCUAAGCUCGGUGCAAGCAUGGCAGCCCUGAAGAAAGGAUUUUGGGGUCCGAGGUAUUUCAACACUAAGAAGAUGAUGAUUGUUGGGAAGAAAGGGAUGGAGGGUUUCAGCAGGGAUCCACAACCGAUGUUUGUCCAGUUUGUGCUUAAGCCUUUGUGGCAGGUUUAUCAGGCAGCUCUGGAUGCAAAUGGAGACAAGGACAUGUUCCAGAAAGUUAUCAAAACCUUCAAUUUAUCAGUUCCUCAACGUGAAUUGCAGAACAAGGACACAAAGGCUGUGCUGCAGGCUGUAAUGAGGCGUUGGCUUCCACUCUCUGACGCAGUUCUAUCAAUGGUGAUCAAAUGCAUUCCUGAUCCUAUCUCAGCCCAGUCUUUAAGGAUAUCUCGGUUGCUGCCCAAAAGAGAAGUGAAGGUUGAUGGCAACGAACAUUACUCAGAGGUUGUUGCUGAGGCGGAGCAUGUUAGGAAGUGCGUUGAGGUUUGCGAUUCUAGUCCAGAGGCUCCUUGUGUGGUCUUUGUUUCAAAGAUGUUUGCUGUUCCUGCAAAAAUGAUCCCUAAGAAAGGACCUAAUGGGGAGAAGUUGAUUCAUUCUUUGUCUGGCGAAGUUGGUGGUGGUGAGUCGGAAGAGUUCUUCCUCGCUUUUGCAAGGAUUUUUAGUGGUGUGCUUAACUGUGGUCAGAAGGUUUUUGUUCUUUCAGCUCUGUAUGAUCCAUUAAAAAUAGAUUUUUCACAAAAGCAUCUGCAGGAUGCUGAGGUUCAGCACCUGUAUUUGAUGAUGGGCCAAGGUCUGAAACCCGUAUCUUGUGCUAGUGCGGGGAAUUUAGUGGCCAUUCAGGGCUUGGGGCAGUAUAUCCUGAAGAGUGCAACUCUAUCCACCUCAAGGAAUUGCUGGCCUUUUUCCAGUAUGAUGUUUCAGGUGGCACCAACUCUCAGAGUGGCCAUUGAACCAUCUGAUCCAGCUAAUAUGGGUGCACUUAUGAGAGGACUGAGACUUCUUAACCGAGCAGAUCCUUUUGUUGAAGUUACAGUUUCUUCCAGAGGGGAACAGGUGCUUGCAGCUGCGGGGGAGGUCCAUCUGGAGAGGUGUAUAAAAGACUUGAAAGAAAGAUUUGCUAAGGUUAGCCUAGAGGUUUCACCUCCACUGGUCUCAUAUAAAGAGACAAUCGAGGGAGGAGAAGGUUUUUCAUUCUUAGACACUCUAAAGGUUACUUCCAGCAGUGCUCAAUAUGUUGAGAAAGUUACUUCAAAUGGGAGAUGUAUGGUCAGAGUUCAAGUUGUAAGAAUUCCCAAUGCUUUAACUAAAGUUCUCGAGGAAAGUGCUGAAAUCCUAGCUGAUAUAAUAGAAGGGAGACCGGUCAAGAAAAAUGGAAACUUGGGCUAUGUUUCUCAUGAUGGCGGUGAUCCUGUAGCAGUUCUUAGGAAGCUUUUGAUUGAUUCACUGGAGAGCGAAUUGGAGCUUGAUUCUGAUAAGAGUGAUACUGAUAAGCUUGAGAAAAAUAAGCAACUUUGCAGUAUGUUUCUUCAAAGAAUCUGGUCACUUGGGCCUAGGCAGGUUGGACCAAACAUUCUUCUAGUUCCAGAUUCUAAAACCACUGAAGUUAUUCAUGCAAGCAGUGGCGAGCGUGGUUUUCUUAUUCAUGGUUCUUAUGAUGUGUCUGAGAAACUAGGAUUUUUAGAUAUUUCUAGUUCUGAUGAAAUUAUAGACACGGAUAAUGGAGAAACAUCAGAAGCAACCAGUUCCAUAAAUUUGGAAGCAGAGGCCCUAAAGAACAGCAUUGUUGCAGGUUUUCAAUUAGCCACAUCUGCAGGGCCUCUGUGUGAUGAACCUGUGUGGGGAUUAGCCUUUUUGGUAAAAUCUUACAUUUUUCCAGACAAUUUGGAGACUAAGGAUCAGCUAGACCAAUAUGGUAUUCUCAGCGGGCAAGUUAUGACUGCCGUGAAGGAUGCGUGUAGGGCAGCUGUGCUUCAAAGCAAGCCAAGGCUAGCAGAAGCAAUGUACUUCUGUGAGUUGAACACACCAGGAGAUUUCUUGAAGAAAAUGUAUGCGGUUCUUUCAAGGAGGCGAUCUAAGGUUUUGAAAGAAGAGAUGCAAGAAAGCUCCCCGCUUUUUACUGUGCACGCUUAUGUUCCUGUUGCCGAAAGCUUUGGCUUUGCUGAUGAGCUUAGGAAAUCGACUGGAGCUGCUGCGAGUGCUUUACUCGUUCUCAGCCACUGGGAGGUGCUUCCAGAAGAUCCAUUUUUCAUUCCAAAAACGGAGGAAGAAAUUGAAGAAUAUGGAGAUGGCUCGAGUGUCCUUCCCAACAUAGCAAGAAAGCUUAUUGAUGCAGUGAGGAGAAGGAAAGGCCUUCAUGUGGAGGACAAAGUUGUUCAGCAUGCAACAAAGCAGAGAACACUUGCUAGGAAGAUAAUUAAACAAUGGAUAUCUGCGCAUCAUAUUCUUCAAAUGAGAUUGAGUUAUUGUGAAGUAUAUCACGCUACAAUAGGAUCUGACACAACUAUAUUGGAGGGGCUUUACAUGAAUCAUCCACGCAUAUUCAAGAUAAGUGAUAUCACAUCUUUUGCUAAUACUAAUGAUAUAUUUUGUUUACUACUUAUAGACUUAAAAAAAUCGACUUUAUAAAGGCACCAUAAAUAUUCAUGGAUAUUUAUCAAAUAAGUUUUAUGGAUAUGAUUGGUUUCGGCAUAAAUCCUAUAGUAUAAGCCUUGGUUUUCUUGAGUCAUUUUAAUAAAGUGAAUUCGUCAUUAAGAGGAAAAUUGCACUACCUUUGUGUAUGCCAAUACCACUGCUGCUGCUAGAUAUGAUCUGUGGAACAAACUUACUACAAUGGGAGCUCUGUUGAAAGAGAGCUAGAUGGUAGGAGGUGAUUUCAACAUGAUAAUGAACAGCUAUAAGAAAUUCGGGGGCAAAAGGGUGGACUCCAAUCUCAUGAACAAGUUCUUUGAUGCUCUUGGUGAUGCUAGAUUGUUUGAUCUGGGUUAUUCUGGGUCCAAAUUCACUUGGAAGAGAGGGAAGGUGUUUGAGAGGUUGGAUAGAUGGUGGUUUAAUCAAGAUUGGUUGUCUAAAUACAAUGUCUCAAG
Phalaenopsis equestris is the source of this 3910-nucleotide messenger RNA. RefSeq names its product ribosome assembly protein 1. The transcript is spliced from 3 exons. The coding region runs from base 135 to 3452 and encodes 1105 amino acids. Gene Ontology annotation, cellular component: cytosol; ribonucleoprotein complex. Lineage: Eukaryota; Viridiplantae; Streptophyta; Magnoliopsida; Asparagales; Orchidaceae. The record is from RefSeq and is a predicted model, not a curated record. Gene Ontology annotation, molecular function: GTPase activity; GTP binding; ribosome binding. Gene Ontology annotation, biological process: cytosolic ribosome assembly.